GAUCAUUGCUGGGGCGUGAUUUGCCGUUCCCCUCUACCCUGACUGGAACCAUUGCUCUUUCCUUUAUCCACUCUCCCGCCCGCCCUUCACAAUCUGAGUAUAAAGUCGCAGCCUUUUGGCCAUCAUAAGAAGAAAUUGCUGUGCUUCAUUCUUCUGCAACUGAAUCUGUGUGUGGGGUUGAGUUUAUACUCUUAACAUCAUUUAGCUUCAUGCCCUCAAUCUCUCCUAUCUUCUUCCGGCUGUAAAGAAACUCUUCUCCUCGUCCUUCUUCACCAUUUUUAUUUAUUCCAGGAUACUUGGGUCGUCCAUUCCUUUACAAGAGUUGAUCAAACUUAGCGAGGACAACUGCUUUCUAUCUUCUUCGGAGAAGUAAAUUGGAGAAUGGAAACUAAGCUGAAUUAACUUCCUUAGUUUUGAUUAGUUUCUAUAAUCAGAUGAAACAGCUUAGCAGUUGCUCUCAAUUAUAAUUUGUGCUUUUGUGAAUACAACUGGAAUGGGUAUUUGUUAGUGAUGCUGCGUGGAAGCUCUUUGGCUCCCUCUUUUAAUAGAAACUCUCCUCUUUUCUCAUUUUUCGUCCAAAUGCCAUUACUGUCAGUUUUUCGAAAUAGUUCCCUCGCUUUCCACCGGCCACUUCUCCAUUACCACAGUUACUUAUUUGCCAAACCAGUUCGUGAUAUUCAAGCCUAUGAUCUCCCUAUGGACAGAAGAGCCCAUCUUUGCUGCUCUGCUCUCUCUACAACACCAAAGGUUCAUGAAUCCUCUGCACUGGCUAUGGAUAAAGUUUCAAACAAAUCAAAGAGGAAGGCACGACAGGAAUCACCUGAGGGAGUCCUUAAACUAAAAUUAGAUAUGUGCUCGAAGCAUGGUGAUGUUGUUCAAGCUCUUCACUUGUAUGAUGAGGCUCGAACUAAUGGGGUGCAGCUUAACCAACACCACUACAGUGUGCUGCUCUAUUUGUGUUCUUCUGGUUCUUCUGUCAAAUUGAAUGGAAAUGUGGUUGAUGCAAAUGCCUCUAGUUUGUAUUACAAAAGGGGGUUUGAGAUUUUUCAGCAGAUGAUUAUUGAUAAAGUUGCUCCGAGUGAGGCUACUUUUACAAAUGCAGCAAGACUGGCUCUUGCAUUGGAAGACCCGGAAAUGGCUUUUGACUUGGUUAAGCAGAUGAAAGGUUUUAAUAUCUUGCCAAAAUUGCGUUCAUAUGGACCAGCAUUGUUUGGAUUCUGUAGUAAGGGGAUGGCUGAUAGAGCUUAUGAAGUUGAUGCACACAUGGCUGAAUCUGGUGUGAUGCCUGAAGAGCCUGAGCUUUCCGCUCUCUUAAAACUUAGUGCUGAUGUGAAGAGGGCAGAUAAGGUGUAUGAUACGUUGCAUCGAUUACGAGCCAUCAUUAGGCAAGUUACGGAUUCAACUCUUGGCAUUAUUGAGGAUUGGUUCAACUCUGAAGAUGCUUCAAAAAUUGGAGAGGAGAAUUGGGACACAAGCAAAGUAAGAAAAGGAAUUCUGAUGGGAGGUGGAGGUUGGCAUGGGCAAGGGUGGCUGGGCAGUGGUCAGUGGAGAGCAGUGAGGACUCAAAUUGAUGAGAAGGGUGGUUGUCAUUCUUGUGGGGAGAAACUUGUCUGCAUUGAUAUAGAUCCAAGAGAAACAGAAAACUUUGCUACCUCAUUAUCCAACUUGGCUUGCCAAAGAGAGGUUAGAACCGACUUUGUUCGGUUCCAGGAGUGGCUGCAGCAGCAUGGCCCAUUUGAUGCAGUUGUUGAUGGCGCCAAUUUGGGUCUUGUCAAUCAAAGGACUUUCAGCUUUUACCAGCUUAAUUCUGUGGUUGGUAAGUUACGUGAAAUGAGCCCAUCAAAGAGAUUGCCACUUAUUAUUUUGCAUAAACGCCGUGUAACUGGUGGUCCAGCUACAAAUCCUAAAAACAAGAUGUUGUUAGAGUUUUGGAAAAAGUCUGGUGCCCUUUAUACUACCCCUGCUGGUUCAAACGAUGAUUGGUAUUGGUUAUAUGCAGCUGUUACUUGUAAUUGUUUAUUGGUGACAAAUGAUGAGAUGAGGGACCAUCUUUUCCAGUUAUUAGGGACUUCCUUUUUUCCAAGAUGGAAGGAAAAGCAUCAGAAAACUACUCAUUCAGGUAAGAAUUUCAGUCUCAAGAAGUGGACUUACUCUACAAAUGCCUCCGCCUUAUUCAAUUGUCAUUCAGGAGUCUGAAAAUGGUAGUUGGCAUGUCCCAACUAUUGCAGGCGAUGAUCUUGAAACACCAAGGCAGUGGUUGUGUGCCACCAGAGCGAAGAAUAAAGUAAUUCCAUUCUAAAUUGGCAGUUUUUGGUGCACAAAUGGGCAUGCAUAUUCAUCGGUGAGAUAAAUUGAGAGGAGGUUGUAAUUUAAGCGUAAUCUAUAUUUUGUUUUGAAACAUUUGGCAUAACAUACAGAAUAAGUAGCGACAAUUGUCAUCUUAUCAUUUCAUUUUAAUUAUGGCUCUCUGAAUGUUUGCAUUGCUA
Molecule: messenger RNA, 2486 nt
Organism: Manihot esculenta (cassava)
Lineage: Eukaryota; Viridiplantae; Streptophyta; Magnoliopsida; Malpighiales; Euphorbiaceae
Product: proteinaceous RNase P 1, chloroplastic/mitochondrial
Exons: 9
Coding region: 511-2196 (561 amino acids)
Biological process (GO): tRNA 5'-leader removal
Molecular function (GO): ribonuclease P activity; protein binding
Source: RefSeq, a predicted model, not a curated record